AUGGAGCCCCUUGAAGCUAUCCUCCACACGCUCUUCCGUCCCAAGUGGGAGAGGGAUCCCAACGACAGCGAGUACGAUGGCAUCAAGGAGAUGCGGGAGGUGUGCUCGGAGAAGUUGACCGUCUCCUUCUGCCACAGCUGGCCGACCCCGAUCACCAUAGAAAAGGAUGCAUACUUCGAACACCUCGAGGCCAUGGCGGAGGCGUUUCCCGACUGGAGCUACAGGGCCAAGGUCUGGAGGUCGAGCUCGGGGCAGGCGCAGGAGGAGGAGGGGAAGGACGGGAGGGUUGUCUUGUCACUUGUGAUGGAUCCUUGUGGGACACACACGGGCGUUCUGAAGCUUUUCGGGGAAGUGGUUCCUGCCACUGGCAAGAAGUUGACGUUUCCUAAAGAACUUGUUCACGUUCACUUCGACAAAUCGGGAGGAGCUCCGCUAGUUCAUCACAUCGAAUUCUCAAAAGUGAUCGACAUGCAAGCCAACAACACAGGAGACCUUGCGGGAGUACCUGGGCUCCUCUUCGCCCUCAGCCGUCCCAUCCCUCCUCCUGCCUCCCAUAUCUUGUCGACAGUUCCUCCCUACACGGCAGCAGACAAUCGAGAUCCGAACUUCAAGCUGAGGAUACAGGUUUUCAAACAGAUCUGCCGGAGGGUCGACGCGGACAAGCUGCAGCUCCGGCAGCUGAUCACCGACCAGAAGGUCGAACUCCAACGGCACCUUGACUACCUCAACGCUAUUCGCAACUACUGCUGA
Guillardia theta CCMP2712 is the source of this 750-nucleotide messenger RNA. RefSeq lists its product as hypothetical. Lineage: Eukaryota; Cryptophyceae; Pyrenomonadales; Geminigeraceae. The coding region runs from base 1 to 750 and encodes 249 amino acids. The transcript has 5 exons. The record is from RefSeq and is a predicted model, not a curated record.